AUGUUAUUCAAUAAUUCAUAUGGAAAUAUUUAUUAUGAUGGAAAUUAUUUUAAAAAUCUAUUUUUAUGUCUUAACUAGAGUAAAUCCUUUUAUCAAAUUCAUCUGGAAUUAAAACAUAGUUUUAAAUUGAAUCUGAGGUAUUUACAUAAUGUAAUAGGAAAGAAAAUUGAGGAUCUCAUAAAUUAACUAAAAGAAAUUAAUGAUCAAAUUUAAGCCACCUAGAUAACUGAAUAGUAAUUAAAAUGUCUAAUAAAAUAGAUUUAACUCUUAGCUUAUGCCUGCUAAGCAGAAUUUUAAAAUGAAAGCUGAUAAUAUUAAAUAAAUAGUAACAUCUUUGGAAAAGAGCAUUCGCGGCAAUGAACAAAAGAACAUUUUAUCAAAAUUAAAGUAGUCUUAUUAAAAAGAAGUUGAAAGACAAAAAAGGAUUCUCAAGAGUUCCAUAAAUUCUUCAUAUGAAAAAAGAUUCUCCAGAAUAUCAAUAAUAAGAUAAUCGAAAAUUAAAGGUUAAGAGAUUCAAGCAGAGCAAUUAAAAUAUUUUGUUGAUUACAAUUAAGUGAGAAUUGGGUAAAAAGAGGAAAAGGAGAUCAAGAAAUAUUCGUCAGUAAAAGUAGAGGAUAACUCAAAAAUAAAAACAAUUUCAAUUGAUGAAGAGUUCACAGUGUAAGAAUGGAUUGAUUUUGAGAAUAUUUUGAUUGAAGAAAGGCAAAAAGAACUGGAAGAUAUUGAAAGAGAAGCAUUUUAGUUAAAUUUAUUAACAAAUUAGAUGGCCAGUGUUCAAGGCUACUAAGAUAUAAAUCUAAAUUUUGGUUAGUAAAAUAUAAGUUAAGUCAAGCCUUAAGUAAUAGUAACUUCGAACAAUUUGGUCAGGGUUAUUACACAAUAGAAAAGCAGAUUUAAAAAGAAAUAUUAUAUUAUUAUUGGAAUUCUCAUUUUAAUAAUAGUGGUUAUGAUAAUUUUACUUAUUACAAUCUACUGAUAAUAUCAACAAAAAUUAUUUGAUUUAU
Molecule: messenger RNA, 1004 nt
Organism: Paramecium octaurelia
Lineage: Eukaryota; Ciliophora; Oligohymenophorea; Peniculida; Parameciidae
Source: the annotation of a GenBank genome assembly